CCGGGCCCGGCUGUUGGCCGUGCUGCUGGCGGGGCUGCUCGGCGGGGCGCGGGCUUUCGGUGACGAGGAGGAGCGGCGUUGCGACGCGAUCCGCAUCGCCAUGUGCCAGAACCUGGGCUACAAUGUCACCAAGAUGCCCAACCUGGUGGGACAUGAGCUGCAGGCGGACGCGGAGCUGCAACUCACCACCUUCACGCCCCUCAUCCAGUACGGCUGCUCCAGCCAGCUCCAGUUCUUCCUUUGUUCGGUCUACGUCCCGAUGUGCACAGAGAAGAUUAACAUCCCCAUAGGUCCCUGUGGUGGCAUGUGCCUCUCUGUCAAAAGAAGAUGCGAACCCGUCUUGAAAGAAUUUGGAUUUGCCUGGCCAGACAGUCUGAACUGCAGUAAAUUCCCACCCCAGAACGAUCACAACCACAUGUGCAUGGAGGGCCCAGGAGAUGAAGAGGUUCCCCUUCAUAGCAAGACCUCCUUGCAGCCUGGAGAAGAGUGCCAUAGCAUGGGAUCUAACUCGGAUCAGUACAUCUGGGUGAAGAGGAGCUUGAGCUGUGUCCUCAAGUGUGGCUAUGACGCUGGUCUCUACAGCAGGUCAGCUAAGGAAUUCACAGAUAUCUGGAUGGCCGUGUGGGCCAGUCUUUGCUUCAUCUCAACUGCUUUCACAGUCCUGACCUUCCUGAUUGAUUCAUCUAGAUUUUCCUACCCGGAGCGCCCAAUCAUUUUUUUGAGCAUGUGCUACAAUAUUUAUAGCAUUGCUUAUAUUGUGAGGCUAACUGUGGGCCGGGAAAGGAUAUCCUGUGAUUUUGAAGAGGCAGCAGAACCUGUUCUUAUCCAAGAAGGUCUUAAGAACACAGGAUGUGCUAUAAUUUUCUUGCUGAUGUAUUUUUUUGGGAUGGCUAGCUCCAUCUGGUGGGUUAUUCUCACAUUGACGUGGUUUCUGGCUGCAGGACUCAAGUGGGGCCACGAAGCUAUAGAAAUGCACAGCUCUUAUUUCCACAUUGCAGCCUGGGCUAUCCCUGCGGUGAAGACCAUUGUCAUCUUGAUUAUGAGACUGGUAGAUGCAGAUGAGCUCACCGGUCUGUGCUACGUCGGGAGCCAGAACCUGGAUGCCCUCACGGGCUUUGUUGUUGCUCCGCUUUUUACCUACCUGGUCAUUGGGACUUUAUUCAUUGCAGCAGGACUUGUGGCCUUGUUUAAAAUCAGGUCGAAUCUCCAGAAAGAUGGAACUAAAACUGACAAACUGGAAAGACUGAUGGUCAAAAUUGGUGUCUUUUCGGUGCUGUACACUGUCCCAGCAACGUGUGUCAUUGCCUGUUACUUCUACGAGAUCUCUAACUGGGCCAUUUUCCGCUAUUCCGCAGAUGAUUCCAACAUGGCAGUGGAGAUGCUUAAAAUCUUCAUGUCCCUCCUGGUGGGUAUUACAUCAGGUAUGUGGAUCUGGUCAGCCAAAACUCUGCACACGUGGCAGAAGUGCUCGAACAGACUGGUGAACUCAGGGAAAGUGAAACGGGAGAAGAGAGCAGACGGUUGGGUGAAACCUGGGAAAGGGAAUGAGACCGUGGUAUGAGAAAAGGACAACACCCUGACGGUCUGACCACUUUCCAGUGAAGGACUGAUUGUGUGUGAGCACUGCCGUGUGAAUGUUGGGUGUAGAAUAAGGAGACUGUUGCAUAACCUGUCUCUGGGGGGUGAUAAAAACACAACUUUAAAGAAUAAACAGCAAAAAGAUCGUGCUGCAGAUACAAUAGCCAUAAACCAUGCUGCCCAAAAUAGGAAAGCCCAGGGAGGCUUUAGAAGCUGUGAAAUAAUCCAAAUCCAUUAUCUUCCUUUUAAAAGCAGGAUGCAAUGUACUGAAGUUUUUAGAAGCUGAGGGACUCUAGCUCACAGCUGUGAGAUGUUGCUUUCUUUUCAUCUUUUUAUACCCAGGGAAAAAAUUCUGGGCUGAUUUAGGGUCCAGUUUUCAGAAGAUGAAGCACUGACGACCUCAGAUGGCUUCUCUCCAAGUUCUGCAUCGUGAGGAAAGGUGUCUAACGAGUACUGUGUCUUUGUGACCCAGGGAGUUCUGCUUCUCCCAUACACUGCACAAGUCAGCCAAUGAUCAGGUCCUCUAACACGUACCAAGUGGAUUUUCAGAGAGUUCUGAGAGUUACCCAUGAUGAGUAGGAUUUAGUGAGGUGUUAGUGAGUAUGACUCUUUAAGUCAUCUGUUUGUCUAAUAAUAGUUUUGAUUCAUUUGUAACCCGGUCUGAAUUGAGAACUGACUCUGCCUUGAGCAGGAAUUUGGACUCCCCUAGGUCCCUUCCCACCUGAAUUACUCUAUGGUUCAAUCAGUGUUUCUAACUUUUCAAAAGCUUUAUUCGAGGCCAUUGGCAGAAGCAGAGGAGUCAGUGUGAGCUGGGAAACUCUGUAGUUAUCUGUGUCAAUUAUUGUUGUCCAUCUGCCUCUGUUCCUGUCCCUUCAGGUGCUCCUGCUCUUUCCAGUGGACUGUUUUAUUCUGCUGCAUUUAAUAGCUUUAAAUAUAGUUUUAAAUUACAGCAUUCCUUCCUCCAGGAGAGAGAAAAAUGAGUCGAGGGUCUCUUCAGAUAAUGCUAGGUUUCUCCCAGUAAACUUAUCUGCCUCUCUCUGGAGGCCAAUUGCAAGAAGCAAUUAAGUCUUAAUACAUUUCAUUCAGCGCGAUGGUAUCUCUGCAGACGCCAGUCUGGAGAGAAGCAAAAUGUUAAGUCCCUUGGCAACCUCAUGUUCACACAGAUCAGUUGUAUAAUUAUGUGUGUCAGUUACAAUUAAAAGAACAUUCUCAGCCCAUGACAUCACAGUACAGCUGACUGCCUCACAAUGAUGCUCUGAUUGCUUACUGACAGCUAUGGAGAUUCAAAAAACCAAAAUACAUAUUUACAUGCAGAAUGUGAGCAGCCCUCAGGAAUGGCAAGAGACAUGUCCAGCUUUUGUGAAGGGAUCUCAAGAGAAGAGAUCCAACUUCUUGGUGAAUAAUGUUGUUUCAUAGCAACUGUGGAGUUUUCUUACCCUUUUAUUUGAGGAGGCCUUGGCUUGUGCUCGUGGGGAGCUUGAACCUUGUGUCGGGACCUUGUUUGGCUAAUAAGAAAGGUGAUGCAAAUAGAAAUAGCCCAGAAGCACUUAAGAGAACAUUUUUUUUCCCUUUAAAGGACCUUUGGUUUUCUCUGUAUGCCCUGAACUUAUACUUUAUUUGUCUGGAACUUGGUCAGCUGUGGAGCAUCCCCCGGUGCCCCAACUCGCAUGACCUUCAAGGGCAGCUGAGAACAGGCGCUGCUUUAUUACAGUCUCUGCUUUUCACACAGGUGCCCCAUGUGCUUUCUCUAACCACAAUUCAUUCCAGCUCUGGCCAUGAGCACUAAUCUGUCCCAGAAGCAUGUAUUGUUUCAAUGUCAAUGUUGAAACAUGUGCUAAAGCACUUAAAAAAAAGAGAGAGAGAGAGAAACCCUACAAACCCAACCCCCAAACAAACCCUAAUUACAGUCUUUGCAGUUGGGCUCCCUCUCCAGCAGAACAAGUGACAACUUGACACUUUCUGCUCAAGAUGUACAAGCAUUGUCUUGGCCAAUGCUGAAUACCAGCCAAGCCUUCUCAUCCGCUCCAUAAAGUCUCUCACUGUUGGUGUUGUGUUUGGAUGUGGUUACUGCUCUGUGGACAAGGAGUUGGGUGAGUAGGAAAUCUUCUGAUGGCCAAGCUUCUCCAUUGUGUGAUUUUUCUCCUGGCUCAGCGAGGAGUAUGAGGUCAGCAGCUAUAUAUUGAUUUUCAAGAGGCAAGAAUGCUGCAGGAGCCUUUUCUUGUGACCUAGUGGGUUGUGCUAAGGUGUUACAUUCACUCAAGAGUCCUUCACUCUGAAAUGGCUUGGAUACUCUUUUGGCUGAUAUGACCCAUGUUUGACCUGACAAAUUCAAUAAACACAAAUUUUAACCGUGUUAUGUACACAGAAGUGAAUGUUAAGUAGUGCCUUGUUAUCAGAUCUCUGCAUAUCUGCCUCUGACCCUGUGGGCUGUGACAGAUGGAUGUCAUUGUGACUUGAGACAUUGGAAGUCAGUUGGGUGAUAACGUCAGGGACUAAUACUAUUGGGAGAGGUGGGCUGGGGAAAGACACCAGCUGCUGUUCCUGAGGGAGCAGCUUUCCCAAGCAGUCUAGGGGACAUUGUACCAACCCAAAGCAAAAUUAGCUGUUGCAGCAAUGAAAUCGUUCGGUAAACGUAUUAAAACCAUGAGCACUUACUGCUUCAGGGAUGUAUGAGUGGGAAGUCACAGCAGAAUGCCUUAAAUGCAGUAAUUGCAAAGAGUGGGUGUCUGCAAGUUCUGUGUUCUCUCAUUUCAACAUUGUUAUGAAUUUAAAGCCAAAAAAUGUGUGACUAAUCCUGUCUCGGAAGUGCAGUUGCUGUGGUUAUACAACUAGAAACUUUGCAGCAGUUACCUUCCUUGCACAGUCUCUGCUCACUUCUCCCUGCCUCAGCAUGUGCUCUUCUCACUGCAGGUUUUGGAAUCAUCUGCCAGAGAGGUACAAGCUUAACUCUUAUGUUAAAGAGAGAAGUUAGCUCCUUUUUUUUUUUUUUUUUUUUUGGUCUGAAUUUUAAGGAAAUAGACACUGAUUAUUUGGGGGUGUACAGAAAAUAUAUCUACUUCAAUGUACGUACUGUAAAUUUCUAAUUUAUCACUGUAAAAAUAAAACCCAAGGAUCAAAACCAACCAAAGCAACUUUGCUAUUUAAUUUUUAUAUCAAAAUAAAAUCUUAACCUCUGUGGAUAACAGGUA
This is a messenger RNA of Pogoniulus pusillus (Red-fronted tinkerbird), 4766 nucleotides long. RefSeq names its product frizzled class receptor 4 (gene FZD4). The coding region runs from base 101 to 1561 and encodes 486 amino acids. The record is from RefSeq and is a predicted model, not a curated record. The transcript is spliced from 2 exons. Gene Ontology annotation, molecular function: Wnt-protein binding; Wnt receptor activity. Gene Ontology annotation, cellular component: plasma membrane. NCBI's taxonomy places the organism in Eukaryota, Metazoa, Chordata, Aves, Piciformes, Lybiidae. Gene Ontology annotation, biological process: retina vasculature morphogenesis in camera-type eye; canonical Wnt signaling pathway; non-canonical Wnt signaling pathway.